Messenger RNA from Cavia porcellus (domestic guinea pig), 932 nucleotides. It is a transcript of the gene Tmem213, whose product is annotated as transmembrane protein 213. The transcript is spliced from 5 exons. The record is from RefSeq and is a predicted model, not a curated record. Lineage: Eukaryota; Metazoa; Chordata; Mammalia; Rodentia; Caviidae. The coding region runs from base 1 to 810 and encodes 269 amino acids.
AUGAAUGACAGGGCUGACCGAGGGGAGAAGAGGCUGCUCAAGGUCUUCUUCGGACAACUGGCCACAGGGAGCUUCCUGGAGGUCACAGUCCGCGGCUGGAGCGACUCAGAGCAGGGUUUGGUAGACUUCACACCAGCAGCGCGCAAGCAGGUGCUCAGUGACUGCUGGACUGAGCGGAGCAGGGAGGUCAGCCUCUCCGCGCAUGCAAGAGGCAGCAAACUGGUCCCCAAGACACGCUCUCGUCUUUUCCCAGUGAGGACAGGUUCUGUCCAGGAGAAAGGGCGCGACUCCCCCUCCUUCCUCUGCCAGCGCAGCUGCUCUCCCUGCCAGCCAGGUGCGAGCUGCGGUGACAGCAGAGCUUUCCUUGGCUCCACCCCCUCUUUCCCCGGAACGCGGAGCAGAAGUUUUCCAGCUCAGGACUUUCCAUCUCAACAGCGCGGAGCGCACGCAGCGCACCCGGUACCCAGGAGCCUCCCCCUCGGCAUGGGCUCGGCGCGCCUCACCUCCGCCCCGCGGGCCGCCCUGCUGCUCAGCCUGGUCCUGGCCUCCUGCUCCCCGGACCGCUCAGAAGCCAGGAGCAGCAGAAACUCAACCCUAACGGCCCCCCAUGCAGACCCGGGGACUCUAGAGCACUGCUCAAACAUCGACUUCUGCCCCCAAGCAGCCCGGUGUUGCCGCUCAGGUGUGGACGAAUACGGCUGGAUCGCGGCCGCUGUAGGGUGGAGCCUCUGGUUUCUCACCCUCAUCCUGCUCUGCGUGGACAAGCUGAUGAAGCUGACCCCAGAGGAGUCCAAGGACCUGCGAGCAUGAGACUUGAGAGCUGCGGCCCCAAGGACCUUCAUGGCCAUCACCACCACUGAGCAGGUGGAGGGAGGAGAGAAACGCAUCUAGAAGUGUGGCUGCUGUUGUUUAAAAGUCAUUUUCACCUUAAA